Parnassius apollo (apollo) is the source of this 1107-nucleotide messenger RNA. NCBI's taxonomy places the organism in Eukaryota, Metazoa, Arthropoda, Insecta, Lepidoptera, Papilionidae. The record is from the annotation of a GenBank genome assembly.
AUGGUAAAAGCUUUGCCUCGGUCGAUAAAUGAUGACAAUGUCAUCACUGUAGAGUUGAAGCGUAAAUUCUGUUAUAAACAUGGUCGAAAAGAACAAGUCCGCCCGGAAAUCAUACGGAGAGCAGCGGAAUAUUUAGUAACGUGUGAUCUGUUUCGGACAUAUGGUAUAGAACUUGAAGGUACAUGGACAAAUAAUGAACCUGAAGACACUGUCGAAUGUACCUGUAGUUCACCUGAGCAGGAGAGCAAUGUUGAUGAGAUCCCUGAUGUAAAUCCUGGUGGCACAGAAACUCUGUUAGAUGAAAACCAAGACAUAACAAUAGUUAUGGCUCCAGGAGAAGGUGAAAGGCCAAUUCCCUUGCUUUUUGAUCGACAUCUGGAAGAGCUGGCUUUAAUAAAAGUACAUUGCGCUAUUGAGCGAAAAUACCUCGUGAACUUAAGUCAUUCUGAAGAUACACGUUCAGAAAUUUCCAGAAAUGACAGGCGAGCUUUCAACAUGACGAUGGGUAUCGUGUUCUUGGAGGAAUUAGAAAUUCUCCUGCUCACUGGGAAAGUGAAAAAAAAGUUGUUGGCAAUGGUUAGAGAGUUCGUUGUUCCCACUUUAUUUUUAUCUAUAUCUGCUGCUGAAGUGCAAUGGAUUCCAUUAUUAAUUUUGCUUAGUGAAGUAGUUGAUAAGAAAAAACUUACUGAGCUUGAAGCGGAAAACUUGCCAUACGAUACAAAAACUCGCCUUAUACAAUCCAAUCCGUUCAUUUGCGCCACAUAUUUUGAAAUCAAAUUUAAAGAAAUUCAAAAAACCUGGUCCUGUUCGUCUGGACCUUUCUUAAAUUAUAAAAUCACUCACUUUUAUUAUCGCAUUGAAUUUCAGCAUAGAGGAUCGCCUCAUGCUCAUAUGAUGUUAUGGUUAGACGAAGCGCCCACUUUUGUACCCUGUGAUACAGCAUCUGCUCGUGAUAUUUCCAAAUUUGUUGACAAUAUUAUUUCCUGUAACAGCACUGGAGUACCUGAUGAACUUAGACGUCUACAACUACAUAAACAUACACAUACAUGCCGGCCAACAUCAGAUAGACUGUGUCGCUUUGGAAUACCAUUUUUCCCCAAUGGAUAA